AUGUAUAGCAAUGAAUUCAUGCUAAGAGAGUGGGCUGACAUAGAGCUAUUCGUGAACAGGCUUGACUCGGUGGAAUCUGUUCUUCCUUAUGAAUAUACGGCGUUUGAUUUUUGUCAAGCAUCUGAAGGAAAACGUCCAUCUGAAAAUCUUGGUCAGGUGUUAUUUGGGGAAAGAAUUGAACCUUCACCAUAUAAGUUUACAUUUAAUAAGAAGGAGACCUGUAAGCUUGUUUGUACAAAAACAUACCAUACAGAGAAAGCUGAAGACAAACAAAAGUUAGAAUUCUUGAAAAAAAGCAUGCUACUGAAUUAUCAACAUCACUGGAUUGUGGAUAAUAUGCCUGUAACAUGGUGUUAUGAUGUUGAAGAUGGUCAGAAGUUCUGUAAUCCUGGAUUUCCUAUUGGCUGUUACAUUACAGAUAAAGGCCGUGCUAAAGAUGCCUGUGUUAUUAGUUCAGACUAUCAUGAAAGAGAUACAUUUUACAUCUUCAACCAUGUUGACAUAAAAAUACACUACCACGUUGUUGAAACUGGGUCCAUGGGAGCAAGAUUAGUGGCUGCUAAACUUGAACCAAAAAGUUACAAACAUACCCAUAUAGAUAAACCAGACUGCUCUGGAACCCCCAUGGAUAUAAGUAACAAGGCCUCUGGGGAGAUCAAAAUUGCCUAUACUUAUUCUGUUAGCUUCGAGGAAGAUCCAAAGAUCAGGUGGGCAUCUAGAUGGGACUAUAUUCUGGAAUCUAUGCCUCAUACCCACAUUCAGUGGUUUAGCAUUAUGAAUUCCCUGGUCAUUGUCCUCUUCUUGUCUGGAAUGGUCGCUAUGAUUAUGCUACGGACACUGCAUAAAGAUAUUGCCAGAUAUAAUCAGAUGGAUUCUACGGAGGAUGCCCAGGAAGAAUUUGGCUGGAAACUAGUUCAUGGUGAUAUAUUCCGUCCUCCAAGAAAAGGGAUGCUGCUAUCAGUCUUUCUAGGAUCAGGAACACAGAUUUUAAUUAUGACAUUUGUGACUCUAUUUUUUGCUUGCCUGGGAUUUUUGUCACCUGCCAACAGAGGAGCACUGAUGACUUGUGCUGUGGUCCUAUGGGUGCUGUUAGGCACUCCUGCAGGCUAUGUCACUGCCAGAUUCUAUAAGUCCUUUGGAGGUGAGAAGUGGAAAACAAAUGUUUUAUUGACAGCAUUUCUUUGUCCUGGGAUUGUAUUCGCUGACUUCUUUCUAAUGAAUCUGAUUCUCUGGGGAGAAGGAUCUUCAGCAGCUAUUCCUUUUGGAACGCUGGUUGCCAUAUUGGCCCUUUGGUUCUGCAUAUCUGUGCCUCUAACGUUUAUUGGUGCAUACUUUGGUUUUAAGAAAAAUGCCAUUGAACACCCAGUUCGAACCAAUCAGAUUCCACGUCAGAUUCCUGAUCAGUCCUUCUACACAAAGCCAUUGCCUGGUAUUAUCAUGGGAGGAAUUUUGCCCUUUGGGUGCAUCUUUAUACAGCUUUUCUUCAUUCUGAAUAGUAUUUGGUCACACCAGAUGUACUACAUGUUUGGCUUCCUGUUUCUGGUGUUUAUCAUUUUGGUUAUUACAUGUUCUGAAGCAACUAUACUUCUUUGCUAUUUCCACCUAUGUGCUGAGGAUUAUCAUUGGCAGUGGCGUUCAUUCCUUACUAGUGGCUUUACUGCAGUUUAUUUCUUAAUAUAUGCCAUACACUACUUCUUUUCAAAACUUCAGAUCACCGGAACAGCAAGUACAAUUCUGUACUUUGGUUAUACCAUGAUAAUGGUUUUGAUCUUUUUUCUUUUUACAGGAACAAUUGGCUUCUUUGCAUGCUUUUGGUUUGUUACCAAAAUUUACAGUGUGGUGAAAGUUGACUGAAGAAGCCCAGUGUGUCCAGUUAAAACAGAAAUAAAUUAAAUUCUUCAUCAACAAACAUCUGUUUUGUGACUACCUUGAGUUUUAUCAGACUUAUUGGCCUAGUAAUCCUUCAGAAACAAUAUAAUUCUAAAUACACCUCUUCCCAUACAUUUUUCCCCACAAAAUGUGUUUUCAACACUAAAACAUUUGUAUUGUGAUUUGAUCAAGUAUAUAUUCAGUUGUUCUCAAUGAAGAGCAAAUUUAAAUAUGUGCAUUUGUAAAUACAAUAGCUAUAACAUUUUCAGUACUUCUAAUGAUAGUAAUAGAGGAGGCCAUAUUAAACAAUACCGAUGAAAUACCGGACAGUUCAUUGUAAAUAGAAUUUUCUAGGCUCGGUAGGUGGAAAGAAUUAUUUUUCUUUGAAGGAAAUAACUUUUUAUCAUGGUAAUUUUGAAGGAUGAUUCGUAUGAUGGGUUUAUUGAGAGGAUGUGGCUUUUUAAAAAAAUCCUGUAUUGGUUGUAAUUGUUCAUACUUUCUUUUCUGUGUUGACUUCAUUAUUCCCAUGGUAUUGGCCUUUUAAACUAUGUGCCUCUGAGUCUUUCACUUUAUAAAUUUGUUAUCUUAAUAAAUAUUGUAAAAACGUC
Myotis davidii is the source of this 2477-nucleotide messenger RNA. It is a transcript of the gene TM9SF2, whose product is annotated as transmembrane 9 superfamily member 2. Gene Ontology annotation, biological process: protein localization to membrane. NCBI's taxonomy places the organism in Eukaryota, Metazoa, Chordata, Mammalia, Chiroptera, Vespertilionidae. The record is from RefSeq and is a predicted model, not a curated record. The transcript has 17 exons. Gene Ontology annotation, cellular component: membrane. Bases 1 to 1854 code for a protein of 617 amino acids.